UCCAUAUCCAAGGAAAACAAAAAUGGAAGGAAGAGUUCAAAAUAUGUGUUAAAGAACUUAUUUGCUGAUUACGUGUCUAUAUUGUAUAUUUAUAUAGCGAAUAUAUAAUGAAACAACAGUGGUAAAGGUAAACCAAGAAGGGAAGAACGAGAACAUAAAUGGGGUCAAAACCAAGUACUCCGCGAGCCAAACAAAACGCAAAUAGGCCUACAUCGACUGUUGAUGUGAAAAAUGACAAAAACAAAAAUAGUAAAGGACAAGGAAGUGAAAAGGCAUCAAGUGAUGGUCCAAAGGAUGUGAUGAUCAGUUAUAGCCACCAAGAUAAGGAGAUAAUGGCCAAACUCAGAGAGAGGCUAGAAGACAAUGGAAUCACAGUUUGGGUUGAUGUUGCAGGGCUACAAGCUGGUGUAGAUUUCCUUGGCAAAAUUGGACAAGCUAUUCUUGAUGCCAAAUUAUUCAUAUCAUUACUGAGUACAUCCUCUGUAAAGUCCAAGUACUGCCAAGACGAGGUUGCAUUGGCAUAUGUAUCACAGAAAGCAAUAUUCCCGUUCGCCAUCCACUCACAACAGGAGGUCUAUGGCUGCAUGGGGACAGGAAUGAAGCUACAACUUUCCGGCAUUGAAUGGACAUUCUCUCUUCAAUCGGAAACAUUUGAGGAUGAUUUUGCAGAGUUACUCUCACGAUUGAAAGUAGAACUAGAGGCACAGAAAGCAGAUGAGAAAACUGAUGUCAGUGCUAAACCUUUUAUUUCUCGUCAAUCAAGUAAAACUCAAAAGAAAAAAGACCCAAAGGUGAAGGAAGACGCUGAAGAUUUCUGGAAAAAACAAUAUAAUAAACAGGACAUGGUCGCAUGGGAGAGGUUCAAGGAGGAUUUUUCAAAGUAUUUCCAAGAACAGAUUGCCAACCUUUUUACUGAAACUGAAGAGUUCGACUUCCUUUGGACAAACUUGAGAGAGGAAUUAGAACUACUCAAUGAUGAAGAUUCUGUGGAUAUGUUGUUAAAAAAUAAUCUGAUCGGUUUUACAACUCGGUAUGGAGACACAUUAUCCCUAUGGGAGAGCACUGAGGUCUUUGUCAAGGAAAUGUUUGCAAUACAUGAAGUUUUUGGAAUGGACUCUUCUGUUAGAGUGCAAGCUAUUGAUCAUCUAGGGCAGUUUCAAAGUCCUCGGGUGAUUGAAUCCCUACGAGAUCUGCUGUACAGUGAAGACCCUAAUGUGCGUGCAGUGGCGAGUGUAUCAUUGGCAAAGACGGGCAACUCUGACAAGUCAACAAUCAAACGAUUGAUGAAGUCUCUCAAUGACAAAGAUCGUCUGGUGAGGGAGGCUGCAUGCCUAGCUCUUGGUCACAUCAAAGCUAAGGAAGCUGUACCAACACUACUACGUAUUUGGCGAAAUGACUUUAUUUCACACGUCAGAGAGGCGGCCAAAGCUGCUCUGGAACUGAUCGGUGGGGAGGAAGUGGAACAGGCCAUGCAUAUUACGAAGGUGUUAGCAGACGAAAUCAGGCUUCUUACCCAGGAAAAUUAAUCUUCUGUAAGGAAACAUUCUGUAAUACCAUGCAUAUUACGAAGGUGUUAGCAGACGAAAUCAGGCUUCUUACUCAGGAAAAGUUAGCCUUCUUUAAGGGAGCAUUCUGUGAUAUAUUAUUAUCAUCCGUAGUUAGAGAUUAGCAGAACUUGGUGCACGUAUAUACAUGUAAUAACAAUAGACACGCAUAUAUAUAUCAGUAGCACAUAUGAACAAUUAAAGUGAUAUUUUUCAUUAUUAAACUUGAGUAAAUUAUAGCAGUACGUAGAAAACAGGAUUUUUUUUUAGAAAGCAAUAAACCAUAAUGCCAGUAAUUAUUUGGGGUCUAAUUUCUAUAAUAAGAAUAUUUUUAUUCCGAUUUAAGUGACAUAAUUCAGAUCUUGAUUAUGAGAAUAUAUAGUUUUACUCAUCUGUUGCCCCCAAUGACAACUUAUUUCAAACAUGCUCAAAGCUUUUGCCAUGUACCAACAUCCCCUUUCUAUUCUUUAAACUUUUUCUCAAAAGCAAUUGGACAUUUCUAGACCGAGCUUAUUAAAUCAAGUUAAAGGAUGGAAUAAAAUUAAGUUAUAGGAUGAAGCAGGCAAAAAUAUGUAUGGAUAAUGGCAAUGAAUUGGUCUUGAUAUGUAUGUACAUUUUGUAUUUGAAAUGAAAACGAUAGUUUGUAGUUAUAUUUUGUAUUUCCAGUUAUGUAUGUAACUAUUCUAAAAACAAUUGUACAUGAUAACAAAAAGUUAAAUGGUAAUGAUAAAAACGAUUUUUUCCUCAAAUAAUUUGAACACUAAUGGCAAAAAUUACGUCAGAUAAUCAAUUAAAUAAAUUAUGUACUAAUUCGUUCCAAAUUGGAAGUCUUGGGAGGUGUGGCAUUGGGUUUAUAUGGGCUUUAAGAAAAGUGGCUGGA
Molecule: messenger RNA, 2424 nt
Organism: Pecten maximus
Lineage: Eukaryota; Metazoa; Mollusca; Bivalvia; Pectinida; Pectinidae
Exons: 10
Coding region: 159-1526 (455 amino acids)
Biological process (GO): peptidyl-hypusine biosynthetic process; signal transduction
Molecular function (GO): deoxyhypusine monooxygenase activity
Source: RefSeq, a predicted model, not a curated record